Molecule: messenger RNA, 2300 nt
Organism: Gavialis gangeticus (Gharial)
Lineage: Eukaryota; Metazoa; Chordata; Crocodylia; Gavialidae
Product: transmembrane and immunoglobulin domain-containing protein 2-like
Exons: 5
Coding region: 249-986 (245 amino acids)
Biological process (GO): immune response-activating cell surface receptor signaling pathway; positive regulation of natural killer cell mediated cytotoxicity
Source: RefSeq, a predicted model, not a curated record
GCCACUGUCUUAUUUAAAAAGCAAGCAGUUAGAUUUACCUUGAAAAUCAAAAUGUUCAGUUAUUCAGACAUUUUGGGCUGAGCUUUGAAACUGAAAUAUUUGUCAUCAUAAUUCAGUGAUUGUGCUUAGAAACACGUUUUAAGAUCUUUAGUCACCAUCAGCACAGCAGAGGGAACAGGAAGUUAAGCUGCAUAUAUGAUAAACUGACUUUUUAAGGAACUUCAACUGAAAGAUACUGUUGCUGAGAGAUGACCAUGAUCAUUCUGAAAGUUUUUCUUUUGACAGUGGUUUCUGACUGCUUGGUUACAGAUAUUGAUACCUUAAAAGUCAGCCAGACACCAACAAAAAUUAUUGCAUCAGCUGGACAGUCGGUUGAAGUGACCUGUACCUGGGAAAAUCAUGACAGAGUUGAGAGGUAUCGAGUUACCUGGGAAAAACAGAAUCUCAGCUCUGAAGGGCCCAGUACCGAAAAACUAGAAGAGGAAGUUCGCAGUACAAACAAUACCGUACAUACGAACAAGGCGAUGCUAAAGCUCGAAGCUGUUAAUGUAAACAACACUGGAAUUUACUUCUGUGAAAUAAAUGUUGAAAUCCCUUACCUGAAGACAGGAAAGGGAAAUGGAACAACUCUAAUUGUUGCAGAAGAAGAUUCCACAUCAAUGAAUAAGAACUAUUAUUUUAUGACAAUUUCAGUCAUCGUUCCUAUCCUAUUAUCAGGGGGCUGGUUAUAUCUUCACUGCAAAAGGCAACAGGACUCCCAAAACUCUGUGCCAGUUGGAAGGCGUCAAGAGGAGCAGAUGCUUCAGGUUUCUGAACUGAAUGAAGGAAAUGAGGAGAGAAAUGAAGCAGACGAUGGAAAUUCUUCAUCUAACUCAUCCGAAUGGGCUAUUUCUGUUCUCUAUGAUUCACUUGAUUAUUUUUCAAUGAGGCGAGAUGAAGACAAAAGACACCCUGUCACUUCCACAUCAGAUGUGGCAGAUCAGUAAAUCUCAUGCAGCAUCUGGGAAGUCUGCAUGCAAGCAAAGUAACAAGGACCCUCUACCUGCUUUGACAUUCAGAGGUGAAAGAGCUUGUCACUGGUAAGGAGAUAAAGAUAACAGAGGCAAAGCAACUAGAGACAAAAGCAUGAUUUGCCUCUGGAUCUUUACAAGUGCGACUGGAAUUCUGCAAGGUCUUUUUGCUCCUCCCAGCAUAUCAAUGUGACUGCAAACUGAGUACCACACCAGAACUGAGAAUAAGGCAUGAAUAAUACUACUUUUUCUGACUUUCAAAAAUGAGAAUCCAGGACAUUUUUGUUGCUGGAGUUGUAAAGGGCCGAUAUUUUCCCAUUUUGCCAUUCAGUGUUAUUUUAUUGGUAUGUAUUGACUUUCUUAGUCCAUGUUUUCCAGUGUACAGAAGGAAACAUAAUGAUGCAAGGUAUGUUAUCAGCAUGCACCCAGCUGAAUAUCAUUGCCCAUUAAAAAUAUUGCUUCAGGCAGUGAACAAUACAUAAUGGUUCAGAGGAAGAUGAAGAAGAAAUGCACAUAGUGAUGAUCAUUAAUCACGUGGCCAACAGAGCAAUGCUGUGUCUGGUUGACAUCCUUCCUGAUCACCAAUUGCAGUGAAGCAUUAAAUUUGAUAAUGCCACCUUAGUACAUAAGAGCAUGGGAUCCCUAAAAGAUAUGAUGGUUUUUGUGUCAAGAAGAACCUUACUGACCAAAGUAUCCUUCUUUAUUAAAUGAUAACUCACAGUCUGAAUUAAUUUGCCCAUAACAUAAGCUAGCUAUCAUUAAUGUUAUGUAGGCUUUUUAUCGUUAGGUAGGCUUGUUAGGGGGCUGACACUUGAUUAUAUCAACCAGUCUAUACCAGUCAGGUUUGGCAUGCUGGCAACAGCAGCUAAAUAUUGCAGAUUUCAAUCCUUCUUGGCCCAUGCUUAAAUUUAUUUUCUAAAUUUUUAGAAAUCCUUUGCCUUUGAUAAUGUUUGGGAAGGAAGGUUCUUCCUUCCCACACCCAAACAUACUGGGAAAAGGAUUCCUUCUUGAAAUGGUACUGGAAGAAAAAGGAUGUAGCGGAGAUUUUCCUUCCUGUAAAGCUGGCAGGAUGCGAGGAGCCAGCAUGUGGCCUAUGGCUUACACACGACCUACAAGUGCUUAACAUGUGGCCCACAGACCAGCACCCACUAUUAAGUGAUAAGGGUCUGGGGACCCACCUGCCGUCUGUAUAGCCCAUGCGGCGGGAGGUGGGAGGGCUAUGUGCUAGCAAUGCAGCUGGAACAGUGGAGGAGAAUCCCUAGGGGGCCACUCCACUGCAUGUGACUCCUG